AUGAAAUAUAGUAUUGGUGUUGUUCUGUCUAGUCGGUUUCAUUACAUCCCUCUGCUUGAUGCAUUGUUCCUUGUCUCUCAUCUGCACCUCGCCUGAAAGCAUAAACCCUGCGGGGUCGAGACGUUGAGAUCGGAGGGAAUAGAUAGACUCGCUACUUUCUAUCGCAUUCUAUCCCCACCACCCUCCCCUGCCAAGUGUCAUUUAUCCGACUAGUUGAUUGACUGACUGAUUGCUGUCCAAUACGGUGUUUGUGAUUAUGCGCGAAGACAACGAACACAUCAACCCAUUCCUCGAUGCGCCCGAGCUCCGAGUCAGUCGGCCGGUGGCUGCCUGUUCGAGAUGUCGGACAGCCAAGAUCAAAUGCGACGGGAAGCUCCCCGCCUGUUCGGCAUGUGAACGAGUAGGGAAAGCCACCUCGUGUUCGGGGGCAAGCGAUGAAUUCGCACGCGGCAAGGAGAGAAGCUACGUCGCAUCCCUCGAGGGCCACUGCGAACGACUUGAAAAACGCAUCGCCGAGUUGCGUCGUCGCAAAGAAUUGCUUUCUCUCGGGCAGAAUGAAGUGGUGCGGGAAAGCUCCAUUACCUCCAACUCGGCCGCAGGGGGCUUUGCGCAGGGCCAUCGCAAAGAAGUGUCGGAUAUUGAUGACCUGGUCGGAGACUUUGGCUACUUGUCGGUCAAUGCUACUUCGAGGGACUUCCAUGGGAUCACGUCCAACGCGUCGUUUGCUAAUCUCCUCUUGUCGCUCUCCUUCGCCGGCGGGGUCCCAAAAUCGGAAUCAAGCUUGUUACCGCCGCGCAGUGACAUCACCCCGCUGUUGCAGCACUAUUUUGAUCGGUUCUUCCCCCAGUUGCCGUUUUUCGUCGAGACGAAUUUUUGGACGUCGGUGGACACCGUGUACCAGGGAGGAGGCCGCUUCGCCAAGUCCUCCGACCAGUGGUUUUUGCGCAUGGUGCUCGCAGUCGCUUCUGGGUCGCUGUCCAGCCAGGCAGGCGACCGAAGUUACCAGAGAGCUCAAUCCUUUCUCGCCGGGGCACUACCGUAUGCGGACGACGUUCUUCGCCCUGGUUCCAUCGCAGGCAUCCAGGCCAUCAUUCUCCUGGCGCAGUAUGCUCUCGUCGACCCCCAGCGAUUCCGCUCGUGGUAUUUGGUAGGCAUGGCAGCUCGAGCCAUAGUGGAUCUGGGACUGCACCAGGACCCCUCUCCCGAGGUCGUCUCCAAUAGUGAACCAUUGGAGAUUCGGCGUCGUGUAUUUCAUUGUGCCUACUGUCUCGACCGCGGGGUGAGCACAGCUCUGGACAGGACGUACUCCUUGUCGGAUGACUCGAUUAACGUUGCCUUGCCUUCCACCGCGGUACCAAUCCCCUCGGCACUGACAGAGUCGAAUCAUAUCUUCCAGCGGAGCCCGGAGCCCGCGUGGCAUCUGGUCCGCAUCCGACGGAUCUUGUCCGCAGCCUACCAGAAGAGAUUCUUUGAUCAAUCGGAGCAGGCAGGUCCACUACCUGACGCAUCGAUGUGGACGUUGUGCGCAAAAGCUCACGAAUGGUUGGAGGGCGCACCAAAGAUAGCUCCCUCGCAUUUCCCCCUGAUCUACCGGCUGGAGUUCCUCUACACCAUCACCGUCAUCCUCUCGCCUUCCGGAGAUAUUUCGACAUUAUGCGACUACGCCAAAGUGUUCUUGUUCGAGCAUUGCCUACAUUACAUCGCACAGCUGCACCGCGUGUGGGAGGAUCCCAAGUGGCUGCCGUUGAUGACCGAGCUCGAUCUCCAACGGGCCUACCAGGUGGGGGUGCGGAUUGUCGACAUCCUGUCGCAGCACUAUGAACUGCUCCUUAGCCCGUCCAUUCCGGCGCUGCCGACCCUCGCUCACAACGUGGCCCGGCCGCCGCUCGUGGACAGUGAGGAUCGGCUGAAGAGCCACGCACGGGCGAUCGACAGCCUGAGGCAGACGCAGGCUAUUCUCGCGCGCGGAGAGCGACGAUGGGAAACCAGUACGCUGCUUCAGAAAUUCCAGCAGAUUUCGGGCAGCGUGCAGGAACAAUUGUUGCAGCCUUCGCUGUUCUAUCUGGCAGAGCCACUGGGGUAUUCGGGCGACCUGACGGCCACGCAACCGCCGGAUCCGACUGACUCUGGAUAUGUCGCGUUUGGCCUCGGAUCAUCGUGACGAUGAGUUGGAUCGGCGCGUGGGUUCUCACACCAUGGACCGAUCGUAGAUCAUGAUAUCCUUCCUGUUUCCCCCCCUCAAUAUUAUCUAUUACAUACCAAUUGGUCUUUUGACCCUCUUUCUCCUAUUCACUGGCCAUCGCGGCCGAGUCCCACUGUCGCGUGUUCUUAGGGCGUUCGUCCAGGUCGAUGUGACCAAUUCGGGACCAAAGAUGGGAAGCUGCAUCUCCUCCACUUCGGGACGACUCCACCCACCCACAUCGUGGCCCACGGGAAUCCCCAGUUGCUCGCAGGGAGAAAUAUACGACCCCCAUGUGGAUUCUGCUCGUGUGCAAUUGUUUUCAUUUGGGUGAACGCAAGGGGUCAAAUUUUGUUUCCAGCUGGAGAUCAGAUCAGAUCUUUCUGGAGCGCGACCACCAUUCAGCCGGUCCGAUCCUGUCCAUCAAUUACAAAUCUUUCCAUUUGACUUCAAUGGUUCUCCCGUCC
Messenger RNA from Aspergillus candidus, 2646 nucleotides. RefSeq names its product Zn(II)2Cys6 transcription factor. The coding region runs from base 257 to 2161 and encodes 634 amino acids. NCBI's taxonomy places the organism in Eukaryota, Fungi, Ascomycota, Eurotiomycetes, Eurotiales, Aspergillaceae. Gene Ontology annotation, biological process: DNA-templated transcription; positive regulation of transcription by RNA polymerase II. The transcript has 4 exons. The record is from RefSeq and is a predicted model, not a curated record. Gene Ontology annotation, molecular function: sequence-specific DNA binding; DNA-binding transcription factor activity, RNA polymerase II-specific; zinc ion binding.